Solanum lycopersicum (tomato) is the source of this 1197-nucleotide messenger RNA. Its product is annotated as triacylglycerol lipase 2-like. The record is from RefSeq and is a predicted model, not a curated record. Gene Ontology annotation, biological process: lipid metabolic process. Lineage: Eukaryota; Viridiplantae; Streptophyta; Magnoliopsida; Solanales; Solanaceae. Gene Ontology annotation, molecular function: hydrolase activity, acting on ester bonds.
AUGAGAAAACAAAUUACAACAAGUUUAGUAAUUGUUAUUUUCUUUGUACCAACAGUUUUUGCAAGGAAUAUUUUGUUGCAAAUAUUGAGUGAAAAUGAAGAUGGAAUUUGUAAAUCUAUGGUGGAAACUCAAGGCUAUGGUUGUGAAGAACAUAAAGUGACAACAGAUGAUGGUUAUAUUCUGAGUUUACAAAGGAUACCUAAGGGAAUAUCUGGAAAGGAAGCAACUAAUCCACCUGUUCUUCUACAACAUGGACUAUUAAUGGAUGGAAUUACAUGGCUACUAAAUCCUACAGAUGAAUCAUUAGCUUUCAUUCUAGCAGAUAAUGGUUAUGAUGUUUGGAUUGCAAAUACAAGAGGAACUAAGUAUAGCCAAGGACAUACAUCACUUAGCCCUCAAGAUCCAGCUUAUUGGGAAUGGUCAUGGGAUGAAUUGGUGGAUUUUGAUUUACCUGCUACAUUUAAGUAUGUUCAUGAUCAAACUGGCCAAAAGUUACACUAUGUGGGCCAUUCUCUGGGAACUUUGAUUGCAUUUGCAGCAAUUUCAGAAAAUAAGCUAUUAGACAUGUUGAGAUCAGCAGCUUUAUUAAGCCCAAUUGCUUAUUUGGGGCAAAUAAAAUCUCCUCUUGCAAAAAGUGCUUCUCAAAAUUUUAUAGCUGAAGGUUUGUAUUGGUUGGGAAUCCAUGAAUUUGAUCCAAGAGGAGAGGCUGUUGUCAAACUUUUGGAAAAAAUAUGCCAACAUCCAGGCAACAAUUGCAGUGACUUAAUGAAUUCUUUUACUGGCCCAAAUUGUUGUGUGAACUCUUCAAGAACUGAUAUUUUUCUUGAGCAUGAGCCACAGGCAACAGCAACAAAAAACAUGGUCCAUAUAGCCCAAAUGACAAGAAAAGGGACUAUAGAAAAAUUUGACUAUGGAAAUGAUGAAGAAAACAACAAACAUUAUGGUCAACCAAAUCCUCCACAAUACAUAAUUUCAAAUAUACCAAAUAAUAUCCCACUAUUUUUAGGCUAUGGAGGGGCAGAUUAUCUUUCUGAUGUGAAUGAUGUGAAAACUUUGUUGGAUAAAUUGCAAAAUCAUAAUCCAGACAAACUUGUCUUGCAAUAUACAGAAGAUUAUGCACAUGCUGACUUUGUUUUUGGUACAAAUGCUAAAGAAAUUGUGUAUAAUCCUAUAAUGGCCUUCUUUAAACUUAAUUAA